AUGGUGGACACAGAUUACAAGAAGGCGCGUAAAUUUGAAGGGGGAUUACGGAGUGCUAUCCUGGACAAGGUCAACAUGUUGAAGUUACCUACUUAUGUCGAUGUGUUGGAGAGGGCUGUUAUAGCAGAAGGAAACCUCACUACUCAGAACCGAAUUUCUAAAUGGAAAGGGAAGGGGCAGAAUACUAAAUGGUCAAAGGGGACAACUACUCCACCAAACAAGAAACAAAAUUUAGGGACUUCAAAUACUUCUACGCCUAGUCAGGAUUCAAUUCCUGUUUGUCCGGAAUGUGGAAAGAAGCAUCAUGGGACGUGUUAUCGGAAGUCUGGAGCCUGUUUUCAUUGUGGCAAACCAGGUCAUUUGAUAAGGGAUUGCCCUCAAAGGAAUCAACAAAACAUCAAUAGGGCUGCUACCAGUUCAGCGGGGUCUACCCCAACUCCCAACACUAAGACAACUGCUAAACCUACUAACAAUAAAGACACUGCGAGGCAAGGCAGGGUGUUCACAUUGGUUCCAGGAGAUGUGCAAAAUGCGGCAACAGUGGUGUCAGCUUGUGAACUCCAACUUGGGGAUAGUCGGGUGUAUGCUAAUGUGUUACCUCUCGCCAUGACCUAUUUUGAUGUUAUUCUGGGAAUGGACUGGCUAAGUGAAUAUGGUGCGACUAUAGACUGUUUGACCAAGAAAAUCAGUUUCCACCCUCCGGGACAAUCAGAGUCUGUGUUUCAGGGACAAGAAGUGACUUCUCCACCUUAUUUGAUUUCUGCAGUAAUGACUUGUAAAUUAAUUCAGAAAGGGUGUCAAGGGUAUUUGUGUAGUGUUUUGGAAAGGCAAGUGAUGAAUGGGAGUACUGAUAUAAUUCCAGUUGUUCGUGAAUUUCCGGAUGUCUUUCCGGAUGAAAGGUGUCAGGGGUAUUUGUGUAGUGUUUUGGAAGGGCAAGUGAUGAAUGGGAGUACCGAUAUAAUUCCAGUUGUUCGUGAAUUUUCAGAUGUCUUUCCGGAUGAAUUACCAGGGCAAUUAAUAGACCGUGAAAUUGAGUUUACAAUUGAAGUGGCACCAAGAACUCAACCCAUUUCUAAGACUCCGUAUAGAAUGUCGCCAGUUGAGAUAAAGGAAUUGAAGGUUCAGUUGCAGGAUUUACUUGAUAAAGGGUUCAUCCACCCGAGUGUGUCUCCUUGGGGUGCACCAGAGGUGGCAUUUCUGGGGCAUAUUAUAACAAAGGAAGGAGUUUUUGUUGAUCCACACAAAAUUGAGGUGAUCGUGAACUGGCCAACUCCCACUAAUGUGACUGAGGUGUGA
Messenger RNA from Camellia sinensis, 1296 nucleotides. The record is from RefSeq and is a predicted model, not a curated record. Lineage: Eukaryota; Viridiplantae; Streptophyta; Magnoliopsida; Ericales; Theaceae.